This is a messenger RNA of Arabidopsis arenosa, 2194 nucleotides long. The record is from the annotation of a GenBank genome assembly. Lineage: Eukaryota; Viridiplantae; Streptophyta; Magnoliopsida; Brassicales; Brassicaceae.
AUCCGAAUCCGAAAAAAAAGAGAAUGAAGCAGAAGGGUUUUAAAGAGAGAGGUGUUGUAGUGGGGAAGAAAGUAAUGGUUGCUGUUAGAGCUUCAAAGGAGAUACCAAAAGCAGCUCUUUUAUGGACUUUAACUCAUGUUGUUCAACCUGGAGAUCGAAUUAGGCUUCUUGUUGUUGUUCCUUCUAAUUACACAAGUAAAAAGAUUUGGGGGUUCUCGAGGUUUACCAGUGACUGUGCUUCAGGUUAUGGAAGAUUUCUUGCUGGAACGAAUUCAGAUAGGAAAGAUGAUAUUCAUGAGUCUUGUUCUCAGAUGAUGUUUCAGUUACACAAUGUUUAUGAUGCAGAGAAGAUAAAUGUCAGAAUCAAAAUUGUUUUUGCUUCACCUGAAGGAGUUAUUGCUGCUGAAGCCAAGAAAUCCAACUCAAACUGGGUGAUUUUAGACAGAGGACUGAAGUAUGAGAAAAAAUGUUGUAUUGAACAAUUGGAGUGCAAUCUUGUUGUAAUCAAGAAGUCACAGCCAAAGGUUCUUCGUCUCAAUUUGGUGAAAAAUGCAGAUACAGAGCAUCCAGAAGCUAUAUCAAGGUUAGCGUCAAAGUCUGUCGAGGCUCGGAGAAGCUCAAGAACUGGAAAAAAGCUGAGGGAACCGUUUGUGACUCCUGCUAGCAGUCCAGACCAAGAAGUUUCUUCACAUACUGAUAUUGGGACUUCAUCAAUAUCUAGCUCUGAUGCUGGAGCCUCACCGUUUUUAGCUUCUCGAGUCUUUGAGGGUCUCAAGAAAGAGAAUUUGUGGGUUAAUGAUGGAAACAAGAGUUUCUUUGAAUCUGAUUCUGACUCGGAUGGUGAAAAGUGGAGUCCUUUAUCAAUGGCCUCUUCAUCUUCUCAUCCAGUGACAACAGCUGAUAUGCUGAGUCCUAGUGGGGAUUUAUCAAAAGCUCAUACCGAAACUCCAAGGAAAUCAAGAUUUUCGGUUCUUAGGCUUGCUUUAUCUAAGAAAGAACCUGAACCAGGAAAGGAAAUCCGUAAUUCUGAUACAUGCUUAAACAAAAGCGUGAGAGAAGUUGUUUCUUUAUCCAGAAAACCAGCUCCUGGACCUCCUCCACUAUGUACCAUAUGUCAACACAAGGCACCUAAAUUUGGAAACCCUCCAAGAUGGUUCACUUACGGCGAAUUGGAGACCGCAACAAAAGGUUUUUCUAAAGGGAGUUUCUUGGCUGAAGGUGGGUUUGGUUCAGUUCACCUAGGAACUUUACCAGAUGGUCAAAUUAUUGCUGUCAAACAAUAUAAGAUUGCUAGUACACAAGGUGACCGAGAAUUCUGCUCUGAAGUUGAAGUCUUGAGCUGUGCUCAACAUCGGAAUGUUGUAAUGCUCAUUGGAUUAUGUGUGGAGGAUGGGAAAAGAUUACUCGUUUACGAGUAUAUCUGCAAUGGAUCAUUGCAUUCUCAUCUUUAUGGUAUGGGGAGAGAGCCAUUGGGAUGGUCAGCACGGCAAAAGAUUGCGGUAGGAGCAGCUCGUGGGUUGAGAUACCUUCAUGAAGAAUGCAGAGUCGGUUGCAUCGUGCAUAGGGAUAUGCGUCCUAACAAUAUUCUUCUCACUCAUGAUUUUGAGCCUUUGGUUGGAGAUUUCGGGCUAGCGAGAUGGCAACCAGAAGGCGAUAAAGGAGUGGAAACCCGAGUGAUUGGAACUUUCGGGUACUUGGCACCUGAAUAUGCACAAAGUGGACAGAUUACAGAGAAAGCAGAUGUUUACUCUUUUGGGGUAGUCUUAGUUGAGCUUAUCACAGGAAGAAAAGCUAUGGACAUAAAACGUCCUAAAGGUCAACAAUGUCUUACCGAAUGGGCAAGACCAUUGUUGCAGAAACAAGCCAUUAACGAACUUCUUGAUCCGCGUCUAAUGAAUUGCUACUGUGAGCAAGAAGUUUAUUGUAUGGCGCUAUGUGCUUACCUCUGCAUUCGCCGUGACCCUAACUCGAGGCCACGAAUGUCUCAGGUGUUGCGGAUGUUAGAAGGAGACGUUGUCAUGAAUCCAAUUUAAAAGAAGCUUCACAAGGAAAUUUCUUAUUAUGGAAUUUGUACACUAUUAACUAUUUAGGGUUACUAUUACAGCUUUUUCUCUUAAAUGAGUUUUGCUUUUUGUAUGUAUGUAGUAAAAGUUUGUUAAUGAGACAAAGAUUCAAUUAAAGUUUGUUGAGAUUU